Molecule: messenger RNA, 2808 nt
Organism: Drosophila hydei
Lineage: Eukaryota; Metazoa; Arthropoda; Insecta; Diptera; Drosophilidae
Gene: Su(var)3-3
Product: possible lysine-specific histone demethylase 1
Exons: 4
Coding region: 87-2780 (897 amino acids)
Biological process (GO): regulation of DNA-templated transcription
Cellular component (GO): nucleus
Molecular function (GO): oxidoreductase activity; protein binding; flavin adenine dinucleotide binding
Source: RefSeq, a predicted model, not a curated record
GUGUAAAAUAAAUUCGUGCUAAGCUACUAUAUAUAAAUUUUUUUUCGGCUUGAGUUUUGAUUUUGUAUUACCAUAAAAUUGCUGGCAUGAAGCCUACUCAGUCCGGUGGUAGUGGUACCAGUGCCGGGAAAAUGGGUGAACCCAUCGAGUAUGUUACCCUUAUUAGCGAUGACUCCGACGGAGAGCCGUCCCCCAAACGAAAUAAUUCUGUGGGUGGUAGCCAAGCCGCUAGCCAAACUAAGGCAAAAUUUGACGACGAUUCCAAUGACACACCUGCCACCAGUGACGAGCGACGCACCAGCAGGCGUAACAAGCCCAAGGUCGACUACACAAAUAAACCGGCAACUGUGAGUGCAGAAAAUACAACCUAUGACAAAUGUAGCUCGGGUUCUUCGGGUAGCAGCACUGGCCCAUCAGAUAAACGUAGUCAAGCUCAGGCGGAACAACGUGCCCGCAAGUCGGAGACUGCAGUUAAUCAAAGCGGAGGCAGUGGAACACGCAACGCUUUGUCAAAGGAUACGAAUGGAACCAAUGGCGAAGCACGUGACAAUAGCACACCCACGGUACUCUCAGGCCAGGAAGGUGCCGUCUUUCAGUCGCGCCUGCCCUUUAGCAAAAUGACACCCAACGAGGAGGCGUGCUUUCCUGACAUAAGCUGCUCAGGUAUACUCGGGCAUCGAGUUUUUCUUAACAUACGCAACAGUUUGCUGCACAUGUGGGUAGAUAAUCCCAAGACGCAGUUGACUUUUGACAGUGCGCUCAAAAGACUGCCGCCGCCCUUCGACAGUGACCCGAAUUUGGUGAGACGAGUGCAUUCGUUCCUGGAGCGGCACGGCUUCAUCAAUUUUGGCAUUUUUAAGCGGCUAUCGCCAAUACCCAGUAAAAAGCUUGGCAAGGUAAUAGUAAUUGGCGCAGGAAUUUCUGGACUGGCCGUAGGGCAACAGUUGCAACAAUUUGGCAUGGAUGUCAUUGUGCUGGAAGCAAGAGAUCGAGUUGGCGGCCGCAUUGCCACCUUUCGCAAAAAUAGUUACAUUGCCGAUCUCGGCGCCAUGGUGGUCACGGGCGUCUACGGUAAUCCCAUGACCAUUCUGAGCAAACAGAUUGGCAUGGAUCUUGUGCCAAUCCAGCAGACAUGUCCGUUGUACGGUCCCGAUGGAAAACCGGUGCCAAAAGAAAAAGAUGACGUCAUCGAGCGUGAGUUCAAUCGCCUACUUGAGUCGGCAAGCUAUUUGUCGCAUCGCCUGGACUUUAAUUACGCCGGUAACAACCCAGUUUCAUUAGGCGAUGCUCUUGAGUGGAUCAUUAAUAUGCAAGAUAAAGCUGUGCAAGAGAAGCGUGCUGCCCAUAUGCACGAGAUUAUUGCCGCACAAACCAAAAUCAUUGAACAUCGAAAGCGGCUAAAGGCAACAUUGCAGAAGAUUGCUACGCUUAAAGCUGAACUUCAAAGUUUAGUUAGACAACGGCAGCCCAGAAGCGCACACAAUGAAAAUAGUUAUGCAUCCCAGGAGUACACGAUUCGCACCACGCAAAUUAAGCUGGAGGACAUGAUCAAUGCCGAAGCGGAGCAACGCAUUGAGGGCCACAAAAUGGACCUCAAACUACAAGAGAUAGAACAAAACGGACCGAGCCAGGUAUAUCUAUCCUCACGGGAUCGCCUCAUACUUGACUGGCAUUUUGCCAAUCUCGAGUUUGCUAAUGCCACCCGCCUGGACAACUUGUCGCUAAAGCAUUGGGACCAGGACGAUGACUUUGAGUUCAUUGGACAUCACACGACAGUGCGUAAUGGCUAUUCCUGUGUACCUGUUGCGCUUACCGAGAACAUAGACAUACGUCUAAACAGUGCGGUAAAGGAAAUAAAGUACACCAACAAAGGAGUAGAGAUUGUGGCUGAAAAUCUAAAAACUUCUAACUCGCUUAUGACGUACAAAGCCGACUUGGCUGUCUGUACGCUUACGCUGGGUGUCUUAAAGGUAGCCGUCACACAGGAAGAAUCACAGCAUGCCAACACAGUUAAAUUCGAUCCCCCGCUGCCAGACUGGAAACAGCAAGCGAUACGUCGGUUGGGAUUUGGUAAUCUCAACAAGGUAGUACUAUGCUUCGAUCGUAUAUUCUGGGAUCCCAAUGCUAAUCUCUUUGGCCAUGUGGGAAGUACGACAGCCAGUCGUGGCGAAAUGUUUCUUUUCUGGAGCAUCAGCUCGUCACCCGUUUUGCUGGCCCUGGUCGCUGGCAUGGCUGCCAAUAUUGUAGAGAGCGUAACAGAUGACAUCAUUAUCGGACGCUGUAUGUCUGUGCUGAAGAACAUCUUUGGCAAUACUUCUGUGCCACAGCCCAAAGAAACGGUCGUCACUCGCUGGCGCAGCGAUCAGUGGGCCCGUGGUUCAUAUAGUUAUGUCUCUGUGGGUUCUUCUGGCAGCGACUAUGAUCUUCUCGCCGCACCGGUCAUCCCGCCUACAAGUUGUGAUCCACAUUUCAGCAAAGACGCCGAAGAACUGCCACGGCUUUUCUUUGCCGGCGAGCACACAAUUCGUAACUAUCCGGCAACUGUUCACGGCGCGUAUUUAAGUGGGCUGCGUGAGGCUGGGCGCAUUGCUGAUUAUUAUUUAGGCUAUCCGGAAGGUACACCACCGGACAUUGGCUACUCAGUCACAGAAGCUGCUAAUUCGGUUUCAGUGGGCAAUGUGGUAAAGCUGCGUGAUUUGUCCCCACAUCUAUCCGAUUCGCCCGUGUCCAAAAAGUCUGAGGAGAAUUCAAACAUUGCCGAUUCAACAGAUGUGCAGUAAUUUUUGUAUUUUUUUAUUUAACGUUGAG